Ipomoea triloba (trilobed morning glory) is the source of this 2825-nucleotide messenger RNA. RefSeq names its product peptidyl-prolyl cis-trans isomerase CYP95. NCBI's taxonomy places the organism in Eukaryota, Viridiplantae, Streptophyta, Magnoliopsida, Solanales, Convolvulaceae. The record is from RefSeq and is a predicted model, not a curated record. Gene Ontology annotation, biological process: protein peptidyl-prolyl isomerization. The coding region runs from base 179 to 2557 and encodes 792 amino acids. The transcript is spliced from 14 exons. Gene Ontology annotation, molecular function: peptidyl-prolyl cis-trans isomerase activity.
AUAUUUGUGAUGAGUAGAAAUUUAAGAAAAUGGGCAGUACUGGAAAAUUGAAAAUACAGAAACCCUAGUCCUACUUUUAUCAGCUCUCUUCUCGUCGUCUAUGCCGCUAUCGACUCUCAGCUCAUUCCGUGCUGAGUUCAUUCUCUGUUCGUUCUCAGUGCUUACUUGAAUUUGUAAGAUGAGUAAGAAGAAAGUGCUGGUGUUCUUGGAUAUAUGUAUUGAUGGUGAUCCCUUUGAAAGGAUGGUUUUUGAGCUUUUCACUGAUGUUGCUCCAAAGACUGCAGAAAAUUUCCGUGCACUUUGUACAGGGGAAAAAGGAACCAGCCCCAAGACUGGAGCACCGUUGCACUACAAAGGAACCUUUUUCCACCAUAUUUUAAAGGGAUCCAUGGCUCAAGCUGGAGACUUGCUCAGGGAAGAUGGGAACUUUGGAGAAAGUAUAUAUGGUGGGAAGUUCCCAGAUGAGUCACCAAAGCUGAAACAUGAUAGCCCUGGUCUUCUAUCUAUGGCGAUUGCUGAUCGUGAUAUACGUGGCUCUCUAUUCAUGAUCACUUUUAAUGCUCUUCAUCAUCUUGACAGGAAAUCAGUUGUAUUUGGCAAGCUUGUUCAUGGCCAUGAAGUCCUUAAGAAGAUUGAAAAUGUUGGAAAUGAAGUGGGGAAGCCAGAUGUUACUGUCAAGAUAGUAAACUCUGGUGAAUUACAUGAAGGUCGACGUAAAGGAAAACACAAAAAAUCUUCCAAGGAGAGAAGGAGAAAAAGGAGACGCUAUUAUACUUCAGACUCGGAUAGUUCUACGGAUUCCGAAACAGAGUCUUCUGAGUCUGAUAGUGAUUCUGACUCAUACAUAUCUUCAUCAACUGACACCAGUUCAUCCAGGGAUGACAGACGUAGGAAGAGGAAGAGAUCUAAGAGGGAGAAGUAUAGACGUGAAAAAAGAAGGGAUAGGCGACGUGAAAGAAGGCGUAAGAAGCGUGAUAAGAAGCUAAAGCGCAGACCAAGAAGUUCCUCAGAUAGUCUUUCUGAAGGUGAUAGCGGAAGCAGUUCUGAAGAAGGCGAUGCUAAAACUCACGAACCAGAUGGAAAGCAAACAAACCUGGGGAAGAUACCUGAUGGAAAUCAAUCUCAUCAUGUUGAAGAAAGGGAAGCUGUACCUGUACACCAGACGAAAGGAGAGGCUAUGGGAUCCCGUGAAAGGGAAGAGGAUGAAUUCCCAAAAGAAAAUGGUGGGCAUAAAAACAAUGAUUUAAUGCAGAAUAAAUCUGAUAAGAGUCCAGAUAGACAACCUGAUGUGGUAGACAAUAGCCGAAGCAAAUCUAGGAGUAGAAGCCUGAGUCCUAAAAGGACGUUGAAUAAGAGCAUGAGCAUUAGUCCAAGGAGUUUUAGCAGGAACCAAAGUGACAGCCCAAGACGCAGUGUAAGCAGGAGUGCAAGUGUCAAUGCAAGCCCACGUCGUGUCUCAGAUCGCAGUAGCAGCCCAGUGAAACGUGGAAACAGGAGUCCAACUAGAAGUGUCAGUGGAAGCCCUGCAACAGGCAAAAGAGGCAGAAGUGUUAGUGAGAGCCCUUCUCCCGUAACCAAUUUCCAUAAGGGCAGAAACCGAAGUCCUUCACCAAGAAGGCUUAAUGGCAGCCCACCAAGAACCUCAUCUAAGAAAUCUUGGAAGUCAGCAAGUAGAAGUCCAGUUAGAUCUUCUAGGAUCCCAAGCAGAAGCCCUGUUAGGAGUUCUCGAAGGAGCCUGAGCAAAAGUCCUGUUAGAUCUUCUCGAAGGAGCAUGAGCAGAAGUCCUGUUAGAUCUUCUCGAAGGAGUGUGAGCAGAAGCCCUGUUAGAUCUUCUCGAAGGAGCGUGAGCAGAAGCCCUGUUAGAUCAUCUCGGAGGAGUGUGAGCAGAAGUUCAGGUAGGGUUCCUUCUAGAAAAGGUCCUAGUCGAAGCCCAGUUAGGGCACCUUACAGAAGGAGCCUUCGUAGCCAUUCAAGAAGUCCCGGAAGUACAGGUCGUAGAGAGAGGUCACCAAUAUCUGAUCGUGGUAGGAGCUCUUCCAAGAGUCCUUCUGUGGAUGGAUCUCCUAAACGCAUAAGAAGGGGGAGAGGCUUCAGUGAGCAAUACUCAUUUGUUCGGAGAUAUAGGAGUCGAUCACCUGUGAGAUCAUACCGCUAUGGUCGCAGUGACCGUGAUAGAUAUUCAAGUUACAGAAGGUCACCAAGGCGCUACAGGAGCCCACCAAGAGGAAGAACACCUCCUAGAUACAGGAAUGGGAGAAGCAGGUCUCGUAGUAUAUCACGUAGCCCAAUACGUUACCGUGGCCGCCGUUAUAGCCGGAGUCCUAUUCGUAGUCGCUCUCCCACGGGGAGGUUCCGUGCUUCACCACGUGCUGAGAGACGAAGGUCCCCUAGGAGCAGGAGCAGGAGCAGGAGCAUAUCAAAAUCAAGGUCAUCUAGUGGAUCGCAGACACCUAGGCAGAGAAGCAAGGAGAAGUCAACAUCGCGCUCUAGGAGUCCCCCAGCAAAGGGUGGCUUGGUUUCAUAUGGAAAUGGCUCUCCUGACUCAAGUAGAGAUUAAAACGUAACAGGCGGAUGGCAUAUUCCCAUCUUUGGGUACUUAUUUAUACUAAAGCAUUUCGCAUGCCAGAAUGUUGUUGAACUUGUUAAGUUGGUGUGGUUUAGUAACUUCUGUGCUAGAAUAAUUCAGAUACAUUAAUUAUAUUUGUAGUAAAUUGCAGCAGACUUUGAGGCUCCUAGGCAUGAUGAAAUUAAUGGGUAAAUUGUGGACCUCCUAACUCCUCCUGAGUUGUGUGGUAUUUUUCUAUUCUCUAUUAUUUCUUCAGUUA